UCCAAAUUCGCUGAUAUCUGCAAAAUGCACACAUACACAAUAAACAGUCAUAUUCAUGAACCUGUUCAUUAAAAAACCCCGCUUUUUCUCCCUUUUGAGGGCUAAAUAACACUCAUUAAAGGUUUACAAGCAAUGGAAAGAUUAUCGUCUAUGUUGUAUGUUCUUCUGUCAACACUGGUCUCUAUAUCCUAUUCUGCCAAUAUUCUGGUGACUGUAGGAACAUAUGGAUCCCAUCUCUAUGUUUCAGCAGCUGUUGCCGAGUUUCUUGUUGAAUCUGGACACAAUGUAACUGUUCUUUCACUGUACGAUGAUAUGAACGUUGAUAUGUCAUCAAGGAAAUUUCUUUGGAAUCCUGUAACAGAUAGAGAGGGGAGCAAGAAAGAGUUGGAAUCUGUCAAUGAGCUUAUUAAACAACUGGUAGAUUUGCCAUCAAAAGAUAUGAUGAGUGACUUGCUGGCUGGAACUGAACUAGCCAGGAAAAGAUCUCUGGAUUUCUUCUCAUAUGGGUUUGAUUACUUUACUGGAGAGAACUUUGAGCAUCUGAUGAGAGAAAGAAAUUUCGAUUUGGUUGUCAUGGAAGAUACUGCAAUUGGAGCAGCAUACUUUCUUGCAACUGCAGGGCUACCUGUAUUAGGACUCACUUGUACUAGUGAGAUCGCAUUCCUCAGAUCAAAAGAGGGCUAUUCAACAUUACAAUUUAGCGAGCCCAAUUCUUUACUUGGAGGGGAAUUUCCUCCCACUUUAAGAGACAGAUGGGAUGCAACAAUGAGAUUAUUUAGCAUAAUUAAACUUUCUGGAUCCAUGUUCUAUGAACAGCCUAAGUUUACUAAAUAUAACAUGGAAGAACUUGAUAGAGUUGCUGAUGUGAGAUUUGUUAUGGAUCAUCCAGCUGUAGGAUUUCCUUAUCUUCUCCCUCCAAACACAUUUUCUCUCGGUUUCUUUCAUUUGAAAACGCAUCAACUCAAUCCACUUCCAGAUGACUUAAACAAUUUCAUUGCAAAUUGUCCCCACCAUAAUAUUGUGUAUCUGUCAUUUGGCUCAUUCUUUGCAACCACUAUGCUGGAGGUACUAGCAGCUACUAAUGCGUGUCUCAUUUUGAAAUUCACUGAAACAAUUGAAGAUCAGUUUGGAUUUGCCAAGGAUCAAGUUCUAGCCAAGUCAUGGAUUCCCCAGAAAGAUUUACUUGGAAGCGGUAAGAUUAGUUUCUUUGUUAGCCACUGUGGGAACAAUGGUCGGUUGGAGAGCAUCUUUUACAAUGUGCCUCUGUUUUGUGUACCCUUGUUUGCUGAUCAGGUUCACAAUGCUGCAAUUGUGAAGAGGAACAAGUUUGGAGUCAUGUUAUUGAAGGAGGACCUCACUCAUGAAAGUUUCAAGAUGGCUGUUGAUACAAUGUUGAAGGAAAAGGGAGUAUACUCUAAAAUUAUGAGAGAAGCUACUGAAGCUGUUAUUGAUGAUCCAGGAUCAGGAGAAGCUGUCUUGAAAUACCAUGUGGACCGUCUUUUAAAGUUUGGGAAUGCAGAUUACUUGAGGAACUCAGAAAUUAAGCAACAGUCAAUUGUAGAGAUGUACAAUUUAGAUAUUUUAAUGUUCUUUCUGAUCAUCUUUCUGAGUAUAAUGGUUAGCAUUUUGAUAUGUAUAUUUAAAUUGGUGAAGUGUACUUGCAGAAAAGUUUUUAAAUCUAAACAGGAAUAGGAGUAUGUAUAAUGUAUGGGUAGAAAUAACCUGUAACCUGGUAACCUUGUUGCCUGCACAACAGCAAUUUUAACUGCACACCCACAUUUUUGUGAACAAACUGAUAUUAAUUUUAAAUUGUCUGCACUCUAAACCUUUCUCAAGUCAUGGUAUAAUGUAUAAAAUAUAGUGUAAAUAUACAAUUGUUUAGAUGCUCAAAGAUUAUUGAUAUUUCACUUCCAGACAGAUAAGUAUUAUAAUUUAUGAAUUCUUGUUCUUUUAAUAUGCUGUAAUUCGACAUUUUACAUGUAACAC
Bolinopsis microptera is the source of this 1986-nucleotide messenger RNA. Its product is annotated as UDP-glucosyltransferase 2-like. The transcript has 2 exons. NCBI's taxonomy places the organism in Eukaryota, Metazoa, Ctenophora, Tentaculata, Lobata, Bolinopsidae. Bases 133 to 1692 code for a protein of 519 amino acids. The record is from RefSeq and is a predicted model, not a curated record. Gene Ontology annotation, molecular function: UDP-glycosyltransferase activity.